GCCGCCUACAAAGCAGCGAAGGUCACGGCGCGAGCAGGAGCGCGCGGGCCGCCGGGAGUCCGUUCUGCGGCCCGUGCCCCCAGCCCACCGACCCCGCCCGGGAGCCAUGGAGGGAGUGAGCGCGCUGCUGGCCAGCUACCCCACCGCCGGCCUGGCGGGCGGCCUGGGGAUCACGGCGUGCGCUGCCGCCGGCGUGCUGCUCUACCGGAUCGCGCGGAGGAGGAAGCCAACGCAUACAGUGGUCAACUGCUGGUUCUGCAACCACGAUACACUGGUGCCCUAUGGGAACCGCAACUGCUGGGACUGCCCCCACUGUGAGCAGUACAACGGCUUCCAAGAGAAUGGUGACUAUAACAAGCCCAUCCCAGCACAGUACAUGGAGCACCUGAACCACGUGAGCAGUGUGCCCAGUCCCCGUGACCCUGCACAGCCGCAGCAGUGGGUGAGCAGCCAGGUCCUGCUGUGCCGGAGGUGCAGCCACCACCAGACCACCAAGAUCAAGCAGCUGGCUGCUUUCACACCACGUGAGGAGGGCCGGUAUGAUGAGGAGAUCGAGGUGUACCGCCACCACUUGGAGCAGAUGUAUAAGCUGUGCCGCCCCUGCCAGGCCGCUGUUGAGUACUACAUCAAGCACCAGAACCGCCAGCUGCGGGCCCUGCUUCUCAGCCACCAGCUGCGGCGUCGGGAGGCUGACCAGGCCCAUGGGCAGAGCUUCAGUUCCUCGGCAGUGAAGGCUCCACUCCAGGUCAUCCUGCUCCGUGCCCUGGCCUUCCUGGCCUGUGCCUUCUUGCUGUCCACUACACUGUAUGGCCCCAGCGAACCCUUCACCCCAGGGGCUGCCCUGCCCCCAGCCCUACCUCCUGGGGGCAACAGUUCUGCUGCCUCAGACAACACCACUACUCAAGCAGAGGGCUGGCAGCAGCUGCUGGGCCUGUUGCCUGAGCAUGCCACAGAGAAGCUACAUGAAGCCUGGGCCUUUGGGCAAAGCCACCAGACCGGCAUUGUGGCCAUGGGCCUGCUCACCUGCCUCCUGGCCAUGCUGCUCGCUGGCCGUAUCAGGCUCCGCCGGAUUGAUGCCUUCUCUACCUGUCUCUGGGCCGUGCUGCUGGGGCUGCACCUGACAGAGCAGUAUCUUCAGGCUGCCUCGCCCAGCUGGCUAGACACACUCAAGUUCAGUACCACGUCCCUGUGCUGCCUGGUGGGCUUCACUGCUGCUGUGGCUACAAGGAAAACGACAGGCUCACGGAGAUUCCGGCCCCGAAGGUACUUCUCAGGAGACGCUGCCAGCCUUUUCCCUUCCAGCCCCAGCCUGGCCAUGCCCUGCCCAAGCAUCACAACCUCGCCAGCAUCCAUGUUUGUCCCCACUCCACCCGGCUUCCUGCCUCUCACCAAGCGGCAGCUCUUCCGCUCUUCCCGCCGGGUCUCGCCCUCCUCGCUGCCAGGCCGUCUCAGUCGUGCCCUCUCCCUGGGAACCAUACCUUCUCUGACCCAGACAGACUCAGGAUACCUGUUCAGCGGGAGCCGCCCACCGUCUCGGGUAUCUCCACCCGGAGAGGUUUCUCUUUCAGAUUACUUUUCUCUGCUGUCGGGCAGCUUCCCCUCCUCCCCUCUCCCUUCCCCAGCACCUUCUGUGGCCAGCUCCAUGGCCUCCAGCUCUGGGUCAUUGCGCCACCGCAGGCCCCUCAUCAGCCCUGCCCGGCUCAACCUGAAAGGGCAGAAACUACUGCUCUUCUCACCCUCUGGGGAAGCACCGAAUACCCCCAGCAGCUCGGAAGAACACUCACCACCCAAUGGCAGCCUCUUCCUUGAGCCUUCCCAGCUCCCCCAGAGGAACCGCACUCGGGACACAAAGCACACCACUGAUAUGAGGUCGAUGCUGACAAUAGACAGCGGCCACUCCAUCAAGAAAGAGGAUGACUCGUCCCAGUCUUCCACCUGUGUGGUAGACACCACCACCAAAGGGUGCUCAGAGGAGACCUCUCUCUGGAAAGCUCGUGUGGGCCCCUCCCUGGUCCAGGGCCUCCUGGCUUUGAGUUUGGCUGCCAAUGCACUCUUCACCUCAGCCUACCUGUACCAGAGCCUGCGCUGACCACCUGGUUGCCCUUCCAGAGGACAGUGCCCCGUGCGUGCUGCUUCCACCACUGCCGCUCAGACCCUCCCUGAGGGGCUCUGUCUCUGCCUUGACACCAGGGCCCUCAACCUUGUGCGUUGAGUCCCUGACCUCAGGAUACCUGCUGUCCCCACAACAGACUGCAGACAUCAACUGUGUUUGGUGCUGACACUCUGACCCCGAAGCCAGGGGUCUUUGGCAGGCUGCCCAUCCCCAGGGUUAUAAGUGCUAUUGUACCUGCACCAGGGGCCAGCCUGCCUCUGCCCUACUGCUGCCCAGUGAGUCACAUCUUUUUCUGUACUCCGAGAUACCAGAGGCCUGCCUCAGAGCCCACCAAGAACCAAGAUGAAGAAAGCCCUUGGGAGUAGCAC
This is a messenger RNA of Acomys russatus (golden spiny mouse), 2481 nucleotides long. RefSeq names its product transmembrane protein 201 (gene Tmem201). The transcript is spliced from 11 exons. Gene Ontology annotation, biological process: nuclear migration along microtubule. Gene Ontology annotation, cellular component: nuclear inner membrane. Gene Ontology annotation, molecular function: actin filament binding; lamin binding. The record is from RefSeq and is a predicted model, not a curated record. Bases 107 to 2089 code for a protein of 660 amino acids. NCBI's taxonomy places the organism in Eukaryota, Metazoa, Chordata, Mammalia, Rodentia, Muridae.